CUUUAAAGUCCACCGAUGUAGGAGCGUAAAGCAUCUGCAUCUCACUCAAGAAACAUAGAUAAUUGUUGACCACGUUUUGGCAUGAUUUAAUCAAUGAUGCUGGCUAUUUGACAUUGACAGUGUGUAAGAACUUACGUGUGCACUGUUUGCCGUGAAGGUCUAGGGAAGGUUGUUGAAUGAAGAUAACGAUUUAAGGGGAAACUGUUUUUUUUUUACUUCUCGCACCGUUUGACUUUUUAUUGACACUUACAAAGGUGCACGCGCAUAUGGUUAUGCGUGUUGGUAACGAGUUCAAAGAUUUGUUGAGCUCGUCUCAUUGAGAUUUUCUGUUUUCGGUUCAGUCUCACGCCAAACGGAGUGUGUGUUUUUGCUGGAGGUUAGAGGAAAGCUCCUACGUCGGAAAACGGAAUGGUUCCCAGUGGCAGUCAUAUUUUACCCUGCGCUAGACUGCAAUGAAAAUUGGUUCGUCAUCCUUUUUAUGCUUCUGUACUACGUCUUCUGUGCUUUUGUCGGGGUUGCCUUCCUUUGACGACAAAGACGCCAAGUAAACAAUCGUUAUAAAAGUUGGUGUUUAAUGGUCGUGUAGGUCAUAUAACAUAAAAAUCAACACUCUCUCACUAACACACGCACAGACCGUGCGGCCAAUUGGAAAGAGAAUGUGAUGAACAUGGUAGCACUACUACCAGUAGUGACUGUUUGAAGUUGUGGGCCUGUGGGAAUAGGAUUUUUUAGGAAGCUGUCUAGCUUUGGUUCUUACUCAGAGCCUCAGCAGCUUUAAAAGCAGUGAGGAGUUUUCUGACAUGGAUUAAAAAAAUCACUAUAAAUACUCUAAAAACUAUCAAGCACAGUGCUGCUAAAACAUCGAUAGAGCCCCGUAGAGCUGGCCCGAAGAUAUUGGCUGCGGCACAAGCACCGUGUUAUUUUCUCUGUCUCCAAUGCUUUAUGGUGUUUGUUAAAUGGUAUGAAGCGUGCGUACCUUGAGCCAUCAUACGUCCAUAUAUACGUGAGUUUGUUUAUGGGACUUAAGAUGGCGUGGAUGAUGAGCGACGAAUUUGAAAAAGAAAGAAGCGAUCUCGCUUUUAUGAUGAUUAUUUUAUGAUUAUUGCAUUAAUUAUGGGGCUAUGGAAUAAUGACUGGAACGUUUUGUGGUAUGCUGCUGCUAAUGUUAUUUUUUAUCCUUUCUGCUAGGCAUGCAAUAUGUGAGACUAUAAAUUUAUAUUGCACUCCUUUGUUUUACCAUUGGAUUUUAUUGCUGCGAAUGUCGUACGCGUGAUUACAUGCGUCUGAGCGCCACAGGUGCUAGCGCAGAACGGAAGCAUGUGCGAUUGCGGUACAGCAGCAUAAGCAUACAGUGCAUUUUUGUAAAGUCAAACAAUUUCACCUGCAAGGCCAGCGACGAGCAGUCGAUAUUCGGACAUAAAAUAGUUGGCUGCCUGCCUGCUGGCGUAAAUUAGUACGGUGAUCGGACGAAAGAUGUCGCGGCUGCACUCGGCUUGAUGGUGUUGGUGGAAAAGCACGAUGCACUUGACUUGCGUAAAACAUGGUUCUCCCUCUUUCGGAUUUUCACUUACACACAGGCAGCGGCUGUAUCAGUACAUUGCGUAUACGUACACGCAAUAAGGAAUCGUGAGCAGCGAUACGCGAGAGGAAUCGAAAAAGGUUUUUUCUUCCGUUAAACAAUUGUAUGUAAGGUGCCGCGCACGAGAGAGUGCGAGAGGCAGGGAUCGCGCUCUUUCAUUCGAGCGUUGCUGCCACUCGCUUCAUCGCUAGGCGUUCAGGUGUUCCUUCCUUGUCGGAUGGACAAGAAAUGUUUGGAUUGCGCAAGAGCGCCUUUAUUUAUCUCACACAGCAAAAGAAGCGCGUUUGCGGUGUGUUGUGCAAACACGCAAGUUCUAUGAUUUUGUUUUCAGUGUAAAGCUGAACUUCUUCAAGUCAAGACGAAAGUCGGGAAGUCGUAGCGCCACGCACACCAAGCAGACAUUGGCCUUGGGCAUAGUGGGAGUGCGGCCAACGAAACGUUCCGGAUCGACGACGACGACCACGACGACAAUAGCUACGCUGCGGUGGCAAGGGUGGUGGCAAACCGUGUGUGCAUCUGUUAAAGCGGGCGAAAGGUUGUACGGAGGAUCGGUUCGUUUCAGUUUUUUGAGUGAACGUGGUCGUGCAGUUUGAGAGCAGAGCGACAAAGCAGUUUGGUUUUUUGAUACACCCAUGGAGCGGUGGCGGUACUUGAUUAACAUACAUACCGAUGCGUACUGUGAAUGUCAAGAAUUAUUAGCCGUCCUAUGCCAGGCCGGAUCGUACUUCAGUGUGGUGAAUGUUUGAUGCGGUGUUUCCAUUACUGCGGUACCGCGAACUAAACCCAUAAUCAUCAUCAGCGUUUAGCCGCUCACAUUUGGCCGUGCGUCGUCAAAAAGGAAAAGUGUGACCGAUCACGCGGGGAGGUUAUCGGAUUAGAAGCAUAAAUAUGCUUGAUAGAAGCAAGUGUUACAUUGUAAACGAAUACCAAAGAGUUUCGCGUCCAGCUUGAACCAGCCACUGUUAUGUUGAAGUGUUAGCGCAAGCACAAAUUUGCUACAAUAGGUUUUUGGUUAAGUUUUGUGAAUACUAAACGGGCGCAAAUUCUGAUAUGUGUGACACUUUUUAAAGCAAAUGAAUGUUUGCUGAGCGGAAGGUAUUUUGCAGCAUAAUGUAAACUUUCAUGUUGAGUGUGAACAUAUGAUCGAAUUGAUGAAUGCUGCUUUGCUUAAAUGGUGUUGUGUGUAUGGGCUUUGGCAGAAAUGCAAUUGAGCGUUCGCAAUCGUGCUUCUUACCGAGUGCAAUAUAACGUAAAUUAGUACUGGCAGUGAAAUUUUGUACGAAUAGCUUGGCGAAAUAUUUUGUGCUGGUUUCGAUGGUGUCUCGGAAAAUCGUGUGGAAGUCGAUAUAACAUAAAAAAAUACAUCAACACUUAAAAAACCCUAGAACGCAUAUUAGAAACACAAUUGCCGUGUAGUGUGUGUGUGUGUUAUCUUGUGCAACGGUAUAGUGCAAAGUCACGUUUUUAUCCGGUUCCAUUAAUUAAUUUUUUUUGGUCAUACCGUUUUGUAAAAACCGCAAAAAUUACGAUCACACUGCUGAACCACCACCAUCCUCACCACACCUCUGACCUGGCGUGCGCAAUAUACCACGAUCCCCACGAUGUCACGGCAGGGUCGCACGCUGCUGCCGGGGCCUGGUGGGGGCAGCAUUCCCAUCCGAUGCACACGGUCGGAGCGGCUAUGUAUGGCGAGGAUACGACAGGCCAAACUGGUGUCGGUAGCCGUAGCCCUCCUGCCUCCAUGCACAACUCCGCCAGCCACUCGAGCGCUGCCAAUCAUAUCGUGCAACAACAGCAGCAGCAACAGCAACAGCAGCAGCAGCAACAGCAACAACAGCAAGUGGCUGCAGCUGCAGCAGCAGCAGCGGCGGCGGCAGCUCAACAACAGCAAGUGCAGCCCCAAUCGGCUGUGCCACCGCAAACACAGAACACUGCUUCGUCGAACGCAUCUCAGCAGCAGAGCAGUGCCGGAUCUGUCGUAUCGCCAGCAACGCAAAUCGUUCCUCCUUCCGCAGCUAGUGAAUCCCCGGGAAGCGUAAGCUCCCAACCAUCAGCAAAACGUCCUGCGUUUGAUCCGGAUUCUCGGCUUAGGCACUCGUAUCCAUGGGGAAACGAGGCGGCGGCUGAUUACGCAUACCACGCACAGUAUCCAACAUAUGCACUGGCGACUGAUAUAAAACCAAUGUAUUACCCAAGCUACCCAACCGAUGCCAAUUUUCAACCCCAUCCGUAUUAUCCGAAAUAUGAGCCGGACGCUUACAUAGCAGCCUCAACGGAACGAUCACGAGGGGUUACGGGGGAUCCACCUUCCUUGCAGUCUAGCUAUGAAUCAUACAACUCGACUGGGUUGCGAUCCUAUUCCAGCGAAACAUAUCCUAAUCCUGGUUCCAGUUUAUCGGUUGGCGUUAGCGGUGUAGGGUCAUGUACACCUUCCAACCCACUUGAAUGGACAGGAAACGUAACUGUGAGAAAGAAACGAAAGCCAUACUCGAAGUUCCAGACGUUGGAAUUAGAAAAAGAGUUCCUGUUCAACGCGUAUGUUUCAAAGCAGAAGCGAUGGGAACUGGCUCGCAAUCUAAACCUUACCGAAAGACAGGUCAAAAUAUGGUUCCAAAAUCGCCGAAUGAAGAACAAGAAAAACAGUCAGCGUCAAUCAGCGCAAGCAAAUAGUGGUAGUAGCAACAACAGUUCCAGUCACAGCCAUUCCCAGCCGCCGGCUCAUCACAAUCCUCAUCACAUAAGUCUUGGUCUGGGAAUGUCAACGCUACAUGGCUCUAAAAUGCAUCAGUGACCUUUAGAGCAACAAGCACACCAAUCGGAAUCACAGUCACAGCUCAGUCAACAACAAUCUCAACAGACGCUUCUUCAAUCGCAACUGCAGCACCUCCCUCAUGGGACACCUUUGCAACAGGAACAAACGCAGCAACAGAUAUGUCAAGCGCAACCACUGCAGCUUCAUCCAUUGCAUUCGCAUCUGAUGCAUCAAACCGCCACUCAUCAACCCAACGGGGAGCAGAUGAAGCAGGAGCUGUGCGAUGCACCUACCGCAACGAUGUGCAGCCUCUUUCCGCGUCCACAUCUGGUAAACUACCCUCACCAACAUUGAUUUGAACGGAUUCGAGACGCUACAAAUGACUGUCCGUGCGCGAUGAAUUAAUGAGCCAUGAUGGCUAAGCUAAUACGUAAAUGAAGCGAGUUUUGAAUAAACAUAAUAAUAAACAGAAACAAAACAAAUGUAUCGGAGAGUCGCCGCCAAUUCUCAGAAAAUGCAAGGUCUUGCAUGCAAAAGCUCUGCGAACCACGUAAAGGCAUCCACCGAACACAGUUUGUUUAUAAUUUAUGCGGUAGUGGUAGGAGCGUUUGUGAAGAAUAUUCUGGAGACUGUGGGGGACGCUUUUGGAACAGUUGUACAUAGUAAUUACUUAUAAGCUAUCCAACCAGUGAGAAAAGUCCAAAAUGUGAGACCGUGCGUGGGUGAUUUAAGUUAAGGAUUAAGGGAUUAAUGCCUAUUUUCAAUUAAUUAUUAAUUGUAGUACGAGGUUAUUGUGCAGGAAAACAGACAGCAUCAUUGGUUUAGUAGAAUAAAUCCAGCGUUCUGCUUUGUGGAAAGACAAGGCUGCGGAAAAGGGGCCCGUUUGCUCGUGUUAGAGCAAUGUAGUAAAUGAGAAAUGUAGAAGAUACAGGUAGCUCAUAACAUAACAUAAAUAUUUAAAAUCAAACUUUUCAUUUAAAGUUACUUAAGGUGCAUGCAGCUGACGGACAUGCUGGUAAAGGGGGGAUGAUAGUUGCAGUGUUCGGUAUAAGUUCAUCUUAAUAAUAACUUAACUUAAAUAUUACCCAUAAGAUUUGGAGGAGGUGCAAUGAAAGGAAAAGAAAAGAACUUAUACAUGAAGUAACGAGCAUUAGUAAUAUUUUGACAGUAUUUCAACCUCUCUCUCUACCGAAAUAAAAUUCACUCAGAAAAAGCAUGUUAUUUUCGCUCUUUACUGAAGAACCGAAAAUAAAAUGAUGAAGGACAUCGAGAACAAGCAAAGUGCCGCUUAGCACGUUUCGAUGGGCAAAAUAUUCUGUCCAGCAUGUGAGUUUGGAAAAAUUAAAACCAGUCAGCUUGAAGAUUUUUAAGAUCAGUAUCAAACAGAUAUUGUAUCGAAAAGGAAGCAAACAGAUUGCAACCAAAACACAAAAACACAAUGAGACAAUGAAACAGUGGAGGGAAACGCGACUGAAAUGCAUGUGAUUAGUACUAUUAUUACAUGUGGUUAUUAUUACUAUUAUGAUUAUGAACAUUGAUAAGUAUUGGCUAUCUAUCUAAACACUCUUGUGUUACUCAUAACACAGUGAGCUUAUGUAUGUUGCCUCUGUUAUGUUUCGUCUUCUAUCAAGUACUGCCUUUGUUGGUUUAAAUAUUAAUUGUUUUUUUAGCAUUUCUUUCGUUAGUUCAUCCAUGAUUUGCUGAGAAGCUGUAUGUCAAAAUAAAUGAUAAUGAUUCAUAGUUAGAAACUCUGAUAAUUGGUAAUUUUCGUUCGAAAAGGAUGCAAUCGUGUCCUUGGAAUGCAUGGUGUAAAUUGUUUGUGUUGUGGGCUAUUUGAAAAGUCACUGAAUGUUUUUGAAGGACUUGCAGUGGACACUGGUUUAAAGUUUAAUAAAUUCGAUUCUCAGGCAUAUGAAUUUUCAGUGGUUGUUUUAUAAUCAAUGCUUGUAGCAUGUCUUACCAAUAACUGUGUAGUAUUAGGUUAUUUUUUAGCCUUAUAUUUGAUUCAAACUAUUCGUAUUCAUCAUUUUCUGUUACGUUCUAGUUGUGCAGUGUCGUGCGUUCUACGCACGAUUACGCACACGUGAUAACAGUUUUAAAAGAGCAAACGCUUAGCACGGCCCCUUGUAUACUACGGCAUUCAUAAGUUAAGUUUGUACGGGAGUUUUAAUAGUAUGUGGUAUAAUCUUGCUUAUUUAAGAUUCAAUAGAAUUUCUAAAGGUUUAUUUUGACAGCGCAGUGAAUGGGUGAAACUGGUUGUAAUGAUCAAAAGAUAGAAUUGUCGCAAUCUGGAUCAACUUUGGGCCAACAGUGCUUGUUUUUUUUUUGUUCUGCAAACACUUCACUGUUAUAAAGUGAAAAGUUUUUAAAUCUGUUUUAAACCCUUCUGGAAAUUAAAGACAAAACCUGGUGCGCGUUCGUCAGUAAAGCAACGUUUUCAAAAUAAUGUACAGUACAGGCAGUAGGCACAAAUGAAGCCAAAUAAUCCUAAGAAAUGGAGAGCAAACAAUGAUACAGAAUCAUUAGUGUGCUUAAGAGCGCAGGUCUGCAAGGAGAAGUAAAAAAUAGUUAUAAUCUUAAUUUAUGGAAAUGAAUUUUAGAGAGUGUAAUGAACAUGUCCGUUUAAAAAUCUCAACAACAUUACUUGAAAAUGAAAGUAGGUUGUGUGUGUGUAAAUCGAAGUUCUUGUCUCGUUCAAAGUGAGUGAUUUAAAAUAUGAUGUAAACUAUUUGAGAAAAGAAUCGACAAACUAUUUCCUUCAAUUGUAGGAUAUGCACUCCGAAAACGUUUUGUUACAGGCCUGAAGUGUGCAGAUAGGAUGUAAAAAACCUCUCAACGAAUUUCUUUAAUCUUGUCCAUUUAUCAUGCAUAUGAGACCAAACAGUGGCUUGAAUAUACUGUAAUUAAUUUGACAGCUGUCUCUGUAUCAUUUGACGCAUUUUGUAAUGAUUUGUUUCCGUUUUACCCUUACACUUUUACAGUUACACUCUUUUCAUGGAUAACAUUGUGUACCAAUGCGCAAGAUCGCCGUUGCGAAGGAUUACUAGAAUGAGUUUGGGAGAGUAUAUGAUAUCAAAAGGAAGAUAAAGGUGAAAAUAUAGGAUACCAAUAUAAAUGCUCCGCAAAUCGUGGCAAACAAUGUAGGAUUAUAGCGCGCCAGGGGUCUAUGUUUCAUCCACAAUAUUUUGACCAGAACCACAAUGGCAACAUGUUUGUCAAAUAUUUCCGAAUAUCAAAUAUCUAUCUGCAACGUUGAUUAAAAAGAUGUGAAAGGUAUGUGCUUGGAAUCGAUGUUUUCAACUAUGACAACUAUGGCACUGUAAAUGAUAAGUGUAGGCUGACAGGAUCCGGUUGAUCGGGUCAGGGUUGAUAAGAUCCUUCCACACUCGUUUUAACAAUUGUAAUUAGGAUUAGAAUUAGUACAAUCCUUUCAAAAUAAAAGUAAAAAUAUAUUGAAUGAAAGUACA
Anopheles stephensi (Asian malaria mosquito) is the source of this 7798-nucleotide messenger RNA. Its product is annotated as homeobox protein abdominal-B-like. Gene Ontology annotation, molecular function: DNA-binding transcription factor activity, RNA polymerase II-specific; RNA polymerase II cis-regulatory region sequence-specific DNA binding. The transcript has 5 exons. NCBI's taxonomy places the organism in Eukaryota, Metazoa, Arthropoda, Insecta, Diptera, Culicidae. Gene Ontology annotation, biological process: proximal/distal pattern formation; anterior/posterior pattern specification; regulation of transcription by RNA polymerase II. Gene Ontology annotation, cellular component: nucleus. The coding region runs from base 3240 to 4370 and encodes 376 amino acids. The record is from RefSeq and is a predicted model, not a curated record.